UACACACGCAAACUCCUGCUCUUACACAUCGCUUUACACACAGGCAGGGAUCUUACGCACGAAGGACUUUGCAUGAGAGGAAACCAAACCAGGAUCUGGACAACCUGUAAGCUUCACAUGGCACAUGAUCUGGAAUCCUAAAAACGGACAGAAACCACCUGAACCCAAAAGCACAGGCUCUUUUCCUAAGUGAUUUACAUUGCAAAGCCGCAAUCUACUCGUCUCGGACUUGCGUAACCAACUAUGUCAAAGGAUGAGGCAAUUCCGAGCCCACCUCCAGAGUGGCCGGAAGAAAUCUUAAUGUAAACAUAUAUUGGAAAAGCCUGGAGGAGAAGUCAUCAUGAGAAGGAAUCUCUAGGACACUGGUAGAGUACUUCAUAACCAACCCGCAGAAGGCUCUCGCCGUCGACUCAUUACAUGGAUAUACAGUGUGGAUGGACAGCUCACGCUAGCGCCUCCAUGAGGGAUUUGCCCUCCCCUCCUGUUGCCUGAGGUCAACCCAACACAACGCCACCUUGAUAAGUCUGGCUUAGCUGGCCACUUGUUUCAAUGCUCCACGCUGCUCUAAGAUGAGGGUAUGGAAAGAGGUCACCCUCGCCUUCAUCCUGUUUGGUGCCUCAUUUUUCCUCCUGCUUUUGAAAACCACAUCACCUGUUGGGUCUUCCUACCCAAAGGCCUUAGGGAUAUCAUCAGACCCUUCCUCACAGCCAGCAACCACAGCACUUGAACCGCCACCAUCAUUCUCAUCUUCAUUCUCAUCAACCUCAUCGAGGAAGCCAAUGCCGCGCCGAGCAGUCAGAGCCACUGAGGACAUGGGCUCUUUUCUCUCAGAAUUCUCGUACCUCUUCCAAAGCUUCACCGAGGGCGAGCUGAAGAAGGUGAUCACGACCCUGGUGGACCGGAAGGAGAGGAGGAUCAGAACCGAGAUGGGACGGAGAACCAAACGAGCGCGGAAGGGCCCAAAGCCGUGCUCUCUGCACGAGAUCGAGCUCACGGUGAGCGAGCUCGGGCUCGGGUACGAGAGCGACGAGACGGUGAGCUUUAGGUACUGCAGCGGGAAGUGCAUCCACGAGCGACGCAACUAUGACUUUGUAAUGGAGCACAUGCAGAUAAAUAACAGCUCCAGUGAGAAAGGCCGGCGAGGACGGGAUAACGGAAAAAAAGACAAGGCACGCAACGCCCCAUGUUGUCGCCCUACAAAGUUUGAGAAGAAAAUGUCUUUCUUUGACAACAAGGACAGGUUCUACACCAUCCAGAACGUCUCUGCGAGAGCAUGCGGUUGCGUAUGACGAACUGUGGAAACGUCAGGGAGAAUGUCUAUACAUUACGAAGGCAACCGAGAACGUUUCAAAAUUCCGUGGUAACCAUAGGAAUUUUGGAAAGGGCGACCAUGUGACACACAGAAACCAUGGAACUAUUCGAGAGCGUAGGGCAAAUUGCAAUUCUGAAAAAGAUGCUGAGAGGGACCCACAAUGCCACCAUGGAAAAAGUGAAAGCUACAGAAAAGCGAUACGCAAAACACAAAAGAUAAGGCCUGAAUUGUCUAAAGCCUUGGCAACUAUGGGAUAAAGAUUUGUUUCUGCCUUUUCAGUGGUUACUGGCACUUUUGAUUAGCACAGGGCAAUGGACUUUAACCAAAGGUGGAUCGCUGGUUUAAUUCGAUGGGACCAAAAGCUGGCGGGAGACUACUUUCGCCUUCCACUGGAAACUUCUGCAGAAGAACAAGUACAGAUAUAGUAGUAUUUAACCGAAGAUAUAAAUAUAUAGAUUAAUGGUAGAGGGCUACAGCGACAACUGUAUGAUGCUCGCUAUUGUUACGAAUCUGAACACUGAAGUAUGAAGUGCAACGCAGCUGUGAAAACUACCUCAUUUCUUUCUUUGUUUCUUUUUUGUUUGUUUUCUUAGAAGAAUGUAGGCCUACAUGCAAUGAAUCUUGUUCUACCGCACCCACUUCCUGGGAUUACGCUAAUCAGAAAUAUGAAUCAGAGGUAUACAUGUAGAGAAAUGUUUCUCGACCAAAAUCUCCUAGGAUGGAGAUUACCUAAAACAACACUGUCACUUGAAACGUAUAUGCACACUAUUUCAAACCCCUGAAUUUGACCUUAAAGCCUUGCCAAAGCAUGUCUGAUCAAAUCCAAGCUUCUCCUGUCCUUGAGACAAUUUACACCCUGAUAUUUACAUUUAAAAUAGGAAUAGGCAAUCCAAUUCAAUGGCCAAUAGGGAAACGUUUAGCUUAAAAAGUUUUCCAAAAGGUGUUGUCCCUCAAAGAUCUUAAAAGUUCAUUUUUCUCAUGGUCAUGUUUACAUUCUUUUAGACAAUGAUACUUGAGAUACAUUGUCUUUUGGAAAGUAAUUCCAGGUUUGGUCCUU
Messenger RNA from Sinocyclocheilus grahami, 2369 nucleotides. RefSeq lists its product as uncharacterized. The transcript has 4 exons. NCBI's taxonomy places the organism in Eukaryota, Metazoa, Chordata, Actinopteri, Cypriniformes, Cyprinidae. Gene Ontology annotation, molecular function: glial cell-derived neurotrophic factor receptor binding; growth factor activity; receptor tyrosine kinase binding. Bases 570 to 1289 code for a protein of 239 amino acids. The record is from RefSeq and is a predicted model, not a curated record.